AAGUAAAAAAAGGGGGGCGGGGCUAGUCUCAAGCAGCAGCAGAAAUUGUCACCAUGAGUGCUCCACCAUGCACAGAGCAAGAGGUCACUGGACCGGAACGAUUUGUACCACUGUGGCCAGCUGAAGACACACCAGGAGCUCCCCAAGACACUGAAAAGCCACCUACAGAAGAACAAGAAAAGAGUGAAUCUGGUGAAUCCCAAAUAGAGCGCACCUCCCCUUUCACCCUCCCCCAUACGUCAUGUGACGUCACCUAUGUCCCCUAUGAGUCUGAGUUACAAAUGCCCGACAUUGUCAAGAUCAUGAAGGCCUCACUCUCGGAGCCCUACUCUAUCUACACGUAUCGUUACUUCAUCCACAACUGGCCGGGACUCUGUGUGCUGGCACAUAGUGGGGGUGUGUGCGUGGGGGCGGUAGUGUGCAAGCUGGAGAGGCAUCACUACGAUGUGAAGCGGGGCUACAUCGCCAUGCUUGCCGUCGAUAACAACUAUAGAAAGAGGAAAAUUGGCUCCACUCUGGUGAGACUAUGUAUCUGGCAGAUGCUGUCCCAAGGCUGUGAUGAGGUGGUCCUAGAGACGGAGGUGACUAACAGAGCAGCACUCAGUCUCUAUGAGAAUCUGGGCUUUGUUAGAGACAAGUACCUACAUCAGUACUACCUCAACGGUGUGGCUGCUUAUAGACUAAAGCUGUGGCUGAGAGACCCUCACGAUGGAGAUAGUUAGCUUUAGGUUGUGUUCUCCAAUCAUCUUUGUUCAAUAAUAAUUAUGUUACGCUCUAACGGUUAUCAUAAUGCAGUAAUGUUA
Messenger RNA from Halichondria panicea, 803 nucleotides. RefSeq names its product N-alpha-acetyltransferase 30-like. The record is from RefSeq and is a predicted model, not a curated record. Gene Ontology annotation, biological process: N-terminal peptidyl-methionine acetylation. The transcript is spliced from 2 exons. Lineage: Eukaryota; Metazoa; Porifera; Demospongiae; Suberitida; Halichondriidae. Gene Ontology annotation, molecular function: protein-N-terminal amino-acid acetyltransferase activity. Gene Ontology annotation, cellular component: NatC complex. The coding region runs from base 54 to 722 and encodes 222 amino acids.